Molecule: messenger RNA, 963 nt
Organism: Opisthocomus hoazin
Lineage: Eukaryota; Metazoa; Chordata; Aves; Opisthocomiformes; Opisthocomidae
Source: RefSeq, a predicted model, not a curated record
AUGGGUUGCUCCAUCCUCCAGGAGAUAGAGGACAUCAAGCCCUGCUCUGCCCUGUGCAGUGGCUCCUGGCAGCAAGUGGCACUGGGAGGAGCUGCCAGCGUGGUUGUGGGCCACCCCCUGGACACGAUCAAGACUCGUUUGCAAGCUGGACAAGGGUAUGGAAAUACACUCAACUGUGUUCUCACUGUGUACAGAAAUGAGUCUGUGGCCGGCUUCUUCAAAGGCAUGUCCUUCCCGCUGGCCAGCAUCGCCGUCUACAGCUCCGUGGUGUUCGGCGUCUUCAGCAACAAGCAGCGGCUCCUCAGCGGCCUACAGCGCCGUGAGCCAGCCCGCGCCCCGGUGCUCGCCGACGUGGCUCUGGCCAGCGUGGUGGCAGGGUUCAUCUCCGUGGGCAUCGGCACUCCUGUGGACCUGGUGAAGAUAAGGCUACAGAUGCAAACACAGCCGUACAUCAAAGCAAAUGUUAAACUAAAGCCCACAGUUCCCGGAUUUCCUGUGUACCAGGGCCCAGUUCACUGCUUUAGGACAGUCCUGCAGAAAGAGGGGAUAGCAGGAAUAUACCGAGGCGCGGGAGCAAUGCUUCUGAGGGAUGUUCCUGGGUACUGCCUCUAUUUCAUCCCCUACACUUUUUUCUGUGGAUGGAUUACCCCUGAUGGAUGCAUCUCCCCUAAUCCCUCCUCCGUCUGGCUGGCAGGGGGUGUAGCAGGAGCCAUUUCCUGGGGGACUGCUACUCCAAUGGACGUUGUGAAAAGUCGACUUCAGGCAGAUGGAGUUUAUUUAAACAAGUACAAAGGGACCCUUGACUGUAUCUUGCAGAGCUACCAGAAUGAAGGCUUAAAAGUGUUUUUUAGGGGCAUCACGGUCAAUGCAGUGCGAGGAUUCCCAAUGAGUUCAGCCAUGUUUCUUGGCUAUGAACUUUCCCUCAAAGCAAUGAAAAGAGACCAAACUGAGACCAAUCCUUAA